GAAGGGAAGGAGGACGAAACGGACGGAGGCGGAACGGGAGGAGGAGGAACGGAAGGAGAAGUCUCUGGGGCGUUUGACGCAAAAGUUCAUCCAGCUAUUCUUGGUCGGGUACAGCGUCAUCUCGCUGUCCGGGGCGGCCGAGAAACUGUUGGGUGCGAACGCGCAGAAUUUGAACGACCGGGGAAUGAAAACCAAAGUGAGGCGGCUCUACGACAUCGCCAACGUGCUGACUUCCCUCCAACUCAUCGCCAAAGUGCACGUCACGGACUCACGGAAGCCGUCCUUCAAGUGGGUGGGGCUCUCCCUGGGGGAAAUUUAUGCUCUCCCGCCCUUCUCGAUCGGGGGCCGCGGGACUUUCCG
Molecule: messenger RNA, 360 nt
Organism: Nannochloropsis gaditana CCMP526
Exons: 1
Biological process (GO): regulation of transcription by RNA polymerase II
Cellular component (GO): RNA polymerase II transcription regulator complex
Molecular function (GO): DNA-binding transcription factor activity, RNA polymerase II-specific; RNA polymerase II cis-regulatory region sequence-specific DNA binding
Source: RefSeq, a predicted model, not a curated record